AUGAAGUCUUUAGUGCUAGCCGUUGUCAGUUUACUGGCAAUUUCAUCAAUAAAUUGUGAAGUGUUCUUCGAGGAGAAAUUCCCCGAUGACACAUGGGAAUCCAACUGGGUUUACAGUGAGCAUCCCGGCAAAGAAUUCGGCAAGUUCAAGCUGACUGCUGGAAAGUUCUACAAUGAUCCGGAGGAAGAUAAAGGUCUGCAGACAUCUGAGGAUGCCAGGUUCUACGCUCUGUCUCGCAAGUUCAAGCCAUUCAGCAAUGACGGCAAGCCCUUAGUGGUACAGUUCUCAGUGAAACAUGAGCAGGACAUUGACUGUGGAGGUGGCUACCUCAAGGUGUUUGACUGCAAGCUGGAGCAGACCGACAUGCACGGCGAGACCCCCUACGAAAUCAUGUUUGGCCCUGACAUCUGCGGUCCCGGUACCAAGAAGGUCCAUGUUAUCUUCAGCUACAAGGGCAAGAACCAUCUGAUCAAGAAGGACAUCCGUUGUAAGGAUGAUGUCUACACCCAUCUGUACACCCUGAUCGUGAAACCAGACAACACCUAUGAGGUGCUCAUUGACAAUGAGAAGGUCGAAUCUGGAGAUCUGGAGGCUGACUGGGACUUCCUCCCACCCAAGAAGAUCAAGGACCCCGAAGCCAAGAAGCCUGAGGACUGGGACGACAGGCCCACCAUCCCUGACCCUGAGGACAAGAAACCCGAGGACUGGGACAAACCUGAGCACAUUCCCGACCCUGAUGCCACCAAGCCUGAUGACUGGGAUGAUGAGAUGGACGGCGAAUGGGAGCCUCCCAUGAUUGACAACCCUGACUACAAGGGAGUCUGGGCACCUAAGCAGAUCGACAACCCUGCCUACAAGGGACCAUGGGUACACCCUGAGAUCGACAACCCUGAAUACACCCCUGACGCGAACCUUUACAAACGCGACGAACUUUGCGCUGUCGGUCUCGACUUAUGGCAGGUCAAGUCUGGUACCAUCUUCGACAACUUCCUGAUCGGUGACAACAUUGAGGAGGCCGCGGAACGUGGUGAGGCCCUCAAGAAGAGGUUAGAGGGUGAGAAGAAGAUGAAGGGUGAACAGGAUGAGGCUGAGAGGGAGAAGGAGAAGGCUGAGAAGCCUGAUGAUGAAGAUCUGGAUGACGAGGACCUUGAUGAUGAGGCCGGUGAAGCAGCGCCAGUGGAGGACCACGAUGAGCUGUAA
Molecule: messenger RNA, 1200 nt
Organism: Spodoptera littoralis (African cotton leafworm)
Lineage: Eukaryota; Metazoa; Arthropoda; Insecta; Lepidoptera; Noctuidae
Source: the annotation of a GenBank genome assembly